Molecule: messenger RNA, 3972 nt
Organism: Paramecium sonneborni
Lineage: Eukaryota; Ciliophora; Oligohymenophorea; Peniculida; Parameciidae
Source: the annotation of a GenBank genome assembly
AUGAUAAAGCAGUUCUUUUAUUUUAAAUGCUUUAAAGUGCUUGUUGAAGCAUUAUAUAUUCAGCAUUUUGUUACUUCUUAAAUAUCCAAUAAUGAAGGUAAUUUAUUAUGAUUAAUAUAGGAUGGAAAAUUUAAAAUCCUUAUAAUGGAGCGACUGUUCUUUUAACUAAUUGUGCAGGAAACAUAAUUUUUGGAGGUUAUUAAGUAUUUGGAUGUUUUUCAACUGCAAGAACUGAAUUAAUGAAAUAUUUUAUUUUGCCUCCUCAUUACAAUUUACGCAUUGACAUUAGACACUGGAAGUUGAAUAUUAUUUUAUAUUAAGAAUUGAUGAUUGGCUAGCAACCUAAAAUUUUAAUAUAAUUGCAGAUUAAUAGUCCUAGAGUUGGCGUUAUACAGCAAAUACAGGACCUAAUUUAUGCGGUGGUUCUGGAGCAGAUUAAAAUUCUCCAAUACAUCUCAGUAAUAGGCAACAUACAUUAAAUUCAGUUAUUGCCAGAUUUUUCUCAGACUGUAAUAACAAUGUAUUUAUUUAAAUAUUUAAAUGUUAGAAUUUUUGGGGAAUUACAGAUUUCGAAUUAACAGUACUUGAAUGUUACUCAGGAUGUCAAUUUUGUCUAGAUUCAACUGUAGAUUGUACAAUGUGGAUAUUAUGGAAGUCACACUUUGAUUUAUAAAAUCUAAACAAUGGUUUUGAAGGUUGGAUAAAAAAUAGUUUUCCAGUGUUUUAAUAUAUAACUAAUAACUAUUGUAAAUUUAUAAAUUAUAUUUAGUUUAAAUAAAAAUGCUGGGCAUAAAUUAAGGAGAAUCAGCAAUCAAUAAUUUUAUACUUCCAGAUCAUAGGUCUUUCAUUAUUCAAUUUAGAGUUGAAUAUCUUUCAAAUUUACCAUAAACAUUUAGAAUUUAUUUAAAUGAUGAAUAGCAAUUAGAAUUUAUUAGUAAUUCAAGAAAGUAUGUUGAUUAUAGAAGUGAUAUAAUAAAUGAUUCAAGGAAUUAAAUUAAAUUAGAAAUUAGGAGUAUUAAUGGUAGAAUAGCUAUUCGUGAAUUGUCAAUAAUACUUCGAGGUCCAAUAAAUUUAAUCUCAUGUAUUGAUAAUAAUUUAGAACCUUUUGAUGGGUGUUUUGCUAAACAAGAAUCAUGUUAAUAAGGAUGUAUAUUUUGUGUUAAAGGAGAAUGCCUUAUGUGUGAUACUUAGUGGAUUUAUAAUGAAUUAAAUAAUAAUUGCGAACCUUUAUGUGGAGAUAAAUAUAUUAUAGCAAAUGAGUAAUGUGAUGAUGGGAAUGAUUUUCCAUUUGAUGGUUGUCAUUAAUGCCAAUUUUCAUGUCCUUUAAAUUGUUAAAAUUGUAUAUUUGGUUAAUGUUAAGUGUGUAUAACAGGUUACUAUUAUUUCAAUGGAAUAUGUAAUCAAAUUUAUUAAAAUUUCUUUGAAGAAACAGUUCUAAUAUAAAAUAAUAAUCUAAAGGGAAAUUAAAUUUCUUCAACUUAUUACGGUGAUAUAAAUUUAAAAUAAAUUGCUAUUUACUAUUAUGAAAGAUCAAUUUUAAUAAAUGAAUUUGAGAUGUUUUAAUUUUAAUGUAAACCUUUUUGUGAAGUUUGUGUAUAUGGAAAAUGUAUGAAAUGCUUAGACAAUUAUUUGUUGUUAAAAAAUUAAUGCAUCUCUAGAAUUACUAAAGGAAUAUUUUUAUUUGAAGAUGGAAUUCAUACGAGUACAAAUGAAAUCGGUUGCUAUAAAUGUCAUGAGAGUUGUCAGAUUUAAUGUCUAUAAUGUUUAAACUCAUAUUGUAUAUUAUGUAAGGAUGGUUGGUAACUUUUUAAUGGAUAUUGCGUACAAAUUUGUGGAGAUAAUCAAGUUGCUAUUAUAUCUUAAGAAUAAUGCGAUUCAAAUUUAGAUGAUUGCUUAAAUUGUAAUAUUGUUUGUCCUUAAAAUUGUUAAUAUUGUUAAAAUACCAAAGAAUGUUUAGUUUGUAAUGAGUCUUAUAUAGUGAUAGAACAUGAAUGUUAAUUAACUUGUAACAAAGAGUGUAAAAUAUGUGAUAAAAGUACUUGUUUAGAUGAUUAUUCAAAUUAAGAUAUUAAUAUUGAUGAAAUUUAGAAUUCAAUUUGUGGUGAUGGCAUUGAAUAAUAAUAAGAGUUGUGUGAUGAUGGAAAUAAUAUCUAAUUUGAUGGAUGCUUUAAUUGUCAGUAUUCAUGUCCUCUUAAUUGUUUAAAUUGUCUUGAUGGUAUUUGUUUUAAAUGCGAACAAUAAUUCUAAUUAAUAGAUCAUUAAUGCUAUGAAUAAUACUGUGGCAACGGUAUUAAAUAUUAGGAUGAAUAAUGUGAUGAUGGCAAUAUUAUUGAUGCUGAUGGUUGUUCUUCUAAUUGUCAAAUAGAAGUUCAUUAUAAAUGUCAUGAAAAUUAUUAUGGAUAAUCUGAAUGUCAAUAUUACAAAUCUCCUUAUAUGAUGUUGAAAUUAUUAAACUAAACAUUUAAUAAAUAUUAUAUUUAAAUAUCAUUCUCUUAAGAGAUUUAUUUCAACGAUAAUUACGUUCUUGAAUCACUAUUUAAUAUUAAUAUUGAUAACAUAAAAAAUGAAGAUUAUGCAAUUAAAUUAGAAUCAAAUUAUUAGCCAACUAUUAAUUAAAUUCUAAAUUAUUAAUUCAUAUUAGAAAUAACACUUUUUAUUUCUACUAAUACUACACAAUCUAAUAUUUUACUCGUAAAUGAAGCACUUAAUUAAAAUGAUAUGAAAUUAAUUAAUCCAUUCUAGAAAAUUAUACUAAAAGAAUACAUUUAAAUGACUUAAGCUGAUUUCGAUAAAACAAGAAAACUCACUUAAUAUUAACAAGUUAUGAUUACAACUUAGGGAAUAAUGAGUGUAAUCAGUAUAAUUUCUGGAAAUUUCUAGAUGCUUGUUGAAAUUUUAGAUAACUUACAGUAUAUUUCUUAUUUAAAAUACAUUAAUAUUAAUUAUCCAGAAAAUCUUUACCUAUUUUUUGAAUCAACUAAUAUUAUAAGUAUCAAUCCAAUUUUAGAAUACUUUACAAUUCGUGAAAACUUUGAAAUAUAUUUAUAUUAAGACUAUAUUUAAUCUUAAUAUAAAUUAAAAUACUAUAGUUUAAAUGCUCAUUUAAUCACAAAUCUUUAAUUUUUUUUCAUUUAAGUUUUUACAGUAUUUGUAUUAGCAAUAUUAUUGAAAACUAUUUGUUAUAUUUUUCUUAAAUUAUGUGAUAAAAAAAGAACUUAGAAAUUCAUUUCAUUUAAAUUUGAAAGUUUGACAUAGAAAAUCCUAUUUAAAAUCUAAAGUUUUAUUUAUAAUAUUUUCCAUCAAAUUUUUAUUUUUGCUUGCUAAUUUAACUUAAAUGGUGUACAAAAUAUAUUAUUAGCAAAUGCCUGGGAUUUACUUUUUAAAACAUUUUUAUAUUUAACCUCACAAUCAGGUAAUGAUAAAGUUUCCAUAAUAUAAGCUAUCCUUUCAUAUUUGCUUUUGGCAUCCUUAGGAUAUACAUUAAUCAUCCUACUAAAGCAUUCCUUUUUAAAAAAAAAAUAAAGGUUGAAUAAUAGAUACAAAGUACUUUACUUAAUAAAACAAUUUUUCUUUUGUUAUUACUUAAUAUGUUUUCAAAAGGAUUAAUUUAUUCAAUUAGUAAUGUUAAUUACAACAAAUCUAAUUUACUUAAUUGUAUUAAUAAAAGUAGAAUUUAAUUUAUAAACUUUGGAAAAAAUUCAAAUUAUUAUUUAAGAAAUCUCAAUUAUAGCAUUUACUUUUACUUCAAUGUUUUACUUACUUGAUUACAAUUACUUGAUUGAUGCAUAAAAUCAGAUAACAUUGGGCUUUUCUUAAAUCUAUUUUUUAAUUUCUGGCUUACUAUGGAUUUUCAUUAAAUAUAUAAUUUUGAUUUAUCAAAGAAUUAAAUAAAAUUGCCUUCAAAGAAUGAAAAAACAAAAGCUUAAAAAUCUCAGAAAAGCAACACACUUAAUUUUUGAAGUUGUUUCAUGA